AUGUCGAUAGCACGAACUUCUUCAGUCUGCAGGCACCUACAGUCGAUGCCCUCACCCAUCUGCCGUUUCUACUCUUCUACCACGAAAGAUGCGCCCAACACACGAAACCUGAAGUACCGCCAGGCCCAGCCGGCCGCAAAUAGACCAAUGCAUCCACAAAAACGCGAGCAAGCAAAGAAAGAGAGACCAUACAAAAUAUAUAUACCACAAUCACAAUUCUACACCCACAUCUCACCAUCGGGGCAAUUGCAUACUUCACCAGAAAUAUGGUCGUUCCUCCAGGAGACAGGCAUCGAAUACGAUAAUUCCAAGGCUGAACGCUUGGACUUGGGCUCUGACAGCAAGCAAGUCCAGGCUCUCUUCGGUUGCCAAAUCCAGUACGGACCUUAUUACAUAUUGAAUCCUUACGACCUUCACCACAUAAGACCUGGAGGGACCGCAAUGCUGCCCAUGGUCAUGUCGAAGUACCGACAAAAGUUGGAAGAGGAGCCACUUUGGGUGUUCACGACAUCCCACGGUGAUCAUCCCAUCGUGAAGAGCUUAAUGGUGAAGAGGUUAUCGGGAGCUGUUUGGAGAGCAGCAAAAGACUUGGGGUUUUCCAUGGAUGGUCCAAAAGGAACUGUCAUGAUAAAAGUAUACGACCCAGUGCGUGUCAGUCAAGCUCCAGCUCACAUUCUCGGAGAGGCGGUAGCCAAGGCAGUGCAGAGAAGGUGGCAGCAACACUUGCGCGAAAUCGCCAAGAAGACAGAACCGCGGACAAGUUCGAGGAUAAAGCGGUAG
Fusarium pseudograminearum CS3096 is the source of this 780-nucleotide messenger RNA. RefSeq lists its product as uncharacterized. The record is from RefSeq and is a predicted model, not a curated record. NCBI's taxonomy places the organism in Eukaryota, Fungi, Ascomycota, Sordariomycetes, Hypocreales, Nectriaceae. Bases 1 to 780 code for a protein of 259 amino acids. The transcript has a single exon.